Messenger RNA from Entamoeba invadens IP1, 105 nucleotides. RefSeq lists its product as hypothetical. The transcript has a single exon. The record is from RefSeq and is a predicted model, not a curated record. The annotation marks the transcript as partial. Lineage: Eukaryota; Evosea; Mastigamoebida; Endamoebidae.
AUUGAGGAGGUGACCGACACGAGUAAAGUGGAAGAAAAGAAGGAAGAGAAUCGAACGGGGUCUCCUGAGGUCGUACAAGUCACUGAAGACAAGAAGAAAGACUGA